GUUGCUUCGUGUGAUUGGUUGGAGGGGGAGGGAGUUCGUCCUUCCGGUGCGCGGUGGAUUGUGGUUGUGGGUGUCCGCGUGAGGGAGUGCGCCCGGGUGUGAAGGGGAGACGGAGACUGUUAGAGGGUCGUUAAUGAUGUCCAAGUCUUCACCAGCAUCGAAAAUGUCAUCCCAAGAGGAAAUACUGAGCGAUGGGCGGUUUAGCUGUGUUACUAGGGAUCCCAGAUUUUGGGAGAUGCCUGAAAAAAAAUGUAAAAUCAAGAUUGACAAGCGGUUCCGAGCUAUGUUUCAUGACAAGAAGUUUAAGCUGAAAUAUACAGUGGAUAAAAGAGGUCGCCCUGUUAACUUCAAUUCCACAGAGAACCUCAGGAAAUUUUACGCCCUGUCAGAGUCUGACUCUGAUCAUUCAGAAGAUGAUAGUAAAGAACGUACUGAAAAGAAAAAAAAGGAAAAAAAAGCUAAACCUAAAGGAGAAGCAGAUUCUGCAAAACUACUUGCCCAUGGUGUCCCUAGGAAGGAGAGCAAAACCAGUAAACAAGGGGUGGACCAAACACAUGAAGCAGUGGCAAAACUAGGUGACCUGCAAAACGAAGGACAAAAAACUACAUCUAAAUCAAACUUGAAAGAGAACUCUAAGAAAACUGCAACAGAAAUUGAUUGCUCUCGGGGAAACCAGGGCCUCUUACCCAAAGGGGAAAGCAAGCAAAGAGAUGUGUCAGGAGGAAGAUCAAGUUCAGUUCAAAACAAGCAAAAGUCUUCACAACCAAGUGGUGCUAAGUCAGUUAAAGCUUCCAGGAGGGACCAUUCCCUAGGAGGAAAAAUAAAAGAAUCAGUGACUGUAUGUACAGACUGUCGUGAUCCACGUGACAUCAGUAAAAGCCAAUUAGAGGAAGAAAUUUCUGCAAGUGAUGAUUUUGAGUGUGCAGAAUCAGAAGAGGAGCCAGAAGUUGACAGGGAAACAAGCCAGGAUGAGAAGCCAGAAGAUGAUGGGGAAACAAGCAAAGAAGAUAGUGAUUCAGAAGAUGAAGUCAGUGAUAGUGGGCCUGAUCUAGCUAGAGGCAUAGGGAACAUUGAAACGAGCUCAGAUGAUGACGAGGAUUUAAAUGAAGUAUUUCCAAAGGAGCCAGAGAUAGAGCAUUCAUGGCGUGAGCUAGAUAAAGAUGCCCCUCGUGCAGAUGAGAUUACAAGUAGAUUGGCAGUUUGUAAUACGGACUGGGAUAGGUUGAAGGCUAAGGAUUUGCUGGCUCUAUUUAAUUCUUUCACACCCAAAGGAGGAACGAUAUUUUCUGUUAAGAUUUAUCCUUCAGAGUUUGGAAAAGAGAGACUAAAAGAGGAAGAACAAAAAGGACCUGUAGAACUAUUUGACCUUCCAGAGAAUACCACAGAGAACGACGGGCUUUAUAGGGAAAAACUGCGGGAGUAUCAAUUCAAGCGACUGAAAUACUUCUAUGCAGUUGUAGAAUGUGAUUCUCCUGAAACAGCCAAUAAAAUUUAUGAGGAAUGCGAUGGACUAGAAUUUGAAAGUAGCUGUUCUUUUAUAGACCUGAGAAAAAAAGCCUUAUCGUCUGAGCAGAAGUUACUAAAUCAUAAUAAAUUUUGGCAGAAGUUGGUCUUGUCUGCUGGGGCCUGUGUUAUGGGCACUCUUGGGAGUCAGUGUUUCAUCCUUAAAAAGUGGCAUCUGUACACUGCACAGUCUAAUGUCUGGAGAGGAGACCUUUCUGAGGAACAGCAAGAGUGUUGGGAACUAGGCCUCAAAGAAACUGCUGAAGAAAUGGUCAAAAACAGGUUGGAAGGAAAGGAUAGCCUAACCCCAUGGCAAAAGUAUCUAGAGAAGAAGAAAGAAAAAAGAAUUCUUAAAAAAAAGAGAAAGGCUACUGCCGAGAGAGAACUGAGUGAGGAUGAACUUCCAUCUGAUGUUGAUCUCAACGACCCAUAUUUUGCUGAAGAAUUUGAGAAAACAGAUUUAAAGAAGCAGCCAGAAUUGGUUGAAAGUACCUCAGAAGACGAGGUUGAAAAACAGAAGGCUGAAAUGGCCCUACUUAUGACAGAUGAUGAGGAUGAUGCCAGAAAACAUUUUAAUUAUAAAAAGAUAGUAGAACAACAGAAUUUGAGCAAGAAGAAAAAGAAACUUUUAAUGAAAAAGAAGGAAUUACUGGAAGAUGACUUCCAGGUAAAUGUUGCCGACAGAAGAUUCCAAGCCAUGUUUACUUCUCCCUUGUUUAAUUUGGAUCCUUCAGAUCCAAAUUUCAAGAAGACAAAAGCAGUAGAAAAGAUCUUGGAAGAGAAAGCUCGCCGAAGAGAACAAAAGGAGCAAGAGCUUACAGAGGCAAGCAAGGGACAGGAGAGCAAGGCAGCAAAGAAAAGAGAUGUUCCUAAGAAAGCCAUAGAUCCUGCCUUGUCAAUGCUAAUAAAAUCUGUCAAAAGUAAAACCGAAGAGUUUCAGGCAAGGAAGAAGCAGAAGAUGAAAUAACCGAACUUUUACUCAGACUUUACUUUAGUCCCAGUUCUCCUAACAUGGUGACAUCUAUUAAAGUUACUACAGCUUGCUCUGAUUCCUAUCCACCUAAAAGUCACUUAAUUAUAAUGGUGAGUUUUGAAGCAACUAGACUUAUAAUCACUCUUUCCUUCUGUAACAAAAAAAAUACUGUUUUGUCCUAUUAUUGAAGAACUACACCUUGAAAACAUGUAAGGAAUCAGUGGUUUUGGGGCCGUUUGAUUUGUAUCAUGCCAGCUGUUACAGAUAAUAGAAGUGGUAAAGAUGGCUACAAAAAGUAGUUGCAAUUAUGAUUGUAUUUAUAAAUAAGAAAAACACUUCUGCAGAGGUUUAGAGCUGAGACUAAGCAGCCUUAAUGUCUUCAGUUCCACGGAAGUCUGUAAAACCUAUCUCUGUUGCUAAAGAAGGGAGCAAUAUAACUAAAAAUUGAGAUUUUGCGUACAGGUGUUUUGUAUAUUUUUAUAAGAGUUCAUGUAUGCUUCAUUAAUUUCUCCUUCAAAUACUUGAAGACUUCCUGGAUAAUUUUUAGAUCUAACAAAAAAUUUGCCAUUUAGAAGUGUUUCAUUAAUAUAUACUGGAAACAAAUGGUUUAAAUUGGCCCAAAGGAGUUUUGGGCACUUUGCUGCAUUUUGUUUUUCUGUGCCUCAGUGAAAUUAUGUUAAAAUGAAACUUUCUCCUAUUACUGUUGUGUUCCCAUUAGUACAGUUCCACUUACACAAAGUCUUCCGGCAUUGCAAAUUUUUUUUUUAAAAAGAUAUUAUUAGAAACCCUGUUGGUUGGCCAUGUUAGCAUUAGUGUCAGUGAUGAUGGUACCAACAGUGGAGGGAAAAUACAGUGGGUAGAAAAUGAUACUUCUUCCCUGCAGCAUGGGAACUGAUUUGUCGAAGUUCUGUUUUGUUUUGGGUUGUUUGGGUUUUUUAGGGUUUGGUUUCUGUUUUUUUUUUUGUUGGUUGGUUGGUUUUUUUUUGAAGUGUUUGCUGUAUUAGCUGUAAUGGAAAUACAUUAUAUCAAAAAAGAACGAAAAUGUUAGGAACAAGAACUGAAAGGCGAUUUGUAAUUGUAAAGAAGUAUUGUUCAUUUCUAAGCGGUUAGAAACUAGAUAACCGAACUAGUGUUUAUAGGAAAGAAAUAUAUGUGACUACGUGAAGGAGAUGACCGAGUGAGAUUUAGCUCAUGAGAGGCUGUUCAAGUAGCUAACACAAAAAGCUGAGAUAUCACAGUGUCUUUCAUACAUAACUUUGUUCCAGCUGCUGGGCAUUUUAGCCUUUUAAGCAAUAUGGCACGAUCCAUCAAACCCAUUUCACAGUUAGAACUGACCAGCUGCGAUGGCGAACAAGGAAAACUUAUCCCACAGGAAGUGGCAGGAAGCUUCUGAACAUGGGUGUACAGUGGGGAACAACACAGUGAUAUUCAGCAACAUACAAACUCACAAAGAAAGAGAGGAAAGAACGAUGCUUUGGGAAACAGCAUUUCCACCAGGGGAAGUGUGCCUGCAUCAAACAGGAGAGACGAUGGUAGCUACGUAUGAAAAUGUUAAGCAUCAUACAAAAGCGAUGCAAGUGUACAUAUAUGCUUCUGAUAGGGAUGGUGGGUAAGGUGACGAGCUUCUCCCAUAAUGAAAGGUCAUAAAUUCUAUAAUAAAAUUUGCAGCAUGGAAAAUGUAGUUGUCUUUAACGCUGUUUCUGAAGACUGGCACAUACAAUACAAUUUCCAGGCACACAGCAGUGACGCCAAUCUGAAAGGGUAAAAUUUAGGCAUACCAUGUACUGGUACAGAUUUUUCUUAAGUGUGGUUCAUUGUAUGGGUUACAUAUUGUAGGCAUAUGAAAUGCAGUAGGGGCAGUAGCUGGAAUUGAAUGAGAUUUAGAGAUUGGCUAUGCUAGAGUAACCGGUGAUGGAAGGGCAAGUGUUUGUGUGUAAAGCAUGUGGAAAAUUGGACAACUGAGAACAAAAGCAAAAUGAACAGAAACAGAAGUCAAACGAAGGCUCCACCAAACCCAACAGCUGGUUUCUAACAUGGACCGGUAACGGGCGAUACUAAACGCGCACUUAAAAUAUUACACCUUCUCAAUAGGGAAGCUGUAAGUUCAAAAUUGUUUUAACUGCUUCUGUCAAAAAUACAGCUUGGGUAGAACUAAUUGUUGUAGGUACUUACUUUGUAACAGCACCCUUUUAUAGCUGUAGGGACAAGCGUGUUUUGUUCUGCUUUGGUGCACUUACAAAUUCUGUUUUAAUUUCGGGUCCACAGACAGAUAGUCUCCCAUGACUUCACUAAAUAAUUUGUAUGGGAAAGCAAAUCUGCUGGGGGAUAAAGGUAAGAAACCACUGUCCCUUGAAUCCUCUGACCCUGCCCAUUUCUACAAAAUACGUUUUGACACAUUUGACAUGCGUACCCUUACAAAGGAGUGCUCCUUGUUUGGGCACUAGCAGUAGGUAUCACCUGCUGUAUUUGACUUCCUGGCAGUAGUUGAGUAGAGUCACUUAAAUUAGAAGUGCUUUGCUUUUUGGCUCAGUGCUUUUAUAACCUUACUGGAAGACAAUGUGUGGCAUCAGUGAAUCUCUGCUCAUCCGGGACGCCCAGAUAUGCUGAAUGACUCACUGGUACAAAGCUCUCCAACAGAACUUCUGUACUUCUGCAGUGCACCUAUCCUUUACAGUAACUUUGCUGGAGAGCUAAUCUGAAAAAAACAAAGUUUUAAAAACAAAAAAAAAAUCCCCAAACAGCGAUGACUUCUUAAUGAAAUUAGAUGGUGUAAGUUAUGUUGUGCCUUUUCUUCACGUGUACCGGCUACCUUCUUCAGUGGCAGCAUCUGAGUGUACUCGGACAUGUCCACUCAAGAAACCCAGCCUGUACUUGGAAGUCACAGCAAGGCAAAAUGCAUAAAACCAAAAGGGCAGACUUUCACAUAGGUUUUAACUACUGGUUAAAAACAUAUUUUCCCGUGUGGUGAUGUGUACUUGAUCUAGUGUCAAUGCUUAACAUAUGAUAAUUCUAUCUAGUUGGACGUUAAGAAUUUUUUCUGUUGUUCACGAGUUGCUGAGUCCUGAGGGGGCAUCUUGGUUGGGAAGAACUGUAAGAUCUGUUCCAGUACGCAUCUUAGAUGGGAGUUUUGGGUCUGUUUAUAAAACCUUCAGGUGUAAAUCCACUUUUUUUUUUUUUUUACCUCUUUCUUAAAAAUCAAGUUAGUAACUACUAAGUGUUACUGGCUCAAAGCCCAUCAUCUAAUCCCCAGAUUUCUAAAAUAAUGCCAAAAAAAUCUGGGGUUAUUUUUUCUGUGUUUGGCAGAGCGUAUCUCAGAAGUCUGGUAAGAAGUGGUCAUGGCUCAUCUAGAAUUCUUUGCAAUUCAUUACCCAUGGUGUAAACAAAACAAAGCGUGUUUUUGAGUAUCUCAUCCUCUUAAACAUGAAAAUAAGAUCCAGAACUUUUAACCUCUGAACUUUGAAAUGUGGUUUAUUUUUCCCUUUCACUAGGUGUCAUGUAACCAGCAGAAGUGACAACAAUUAAUUAAAUAGCACAUUAAAGAACAGGA
Messenger RNA from Phalacrocorax carbo (great cormorant), 6023 nucleotides. NCBI's taxonomy places the organism in Eukaryota, Metazoa, Chordata, Aves, Suliformes, Phalacrocoracidae. The record is from RefSeq and is a predicted model, not a curated record.